UCUGUUCCAAACACAGAGAAAAGGGCCUGGGAUUUGUUUAGUUGGAUUUUGUCAUCUAAGGUCUUCACGAUACAGAGUAUUAAGAAGCAGGAGUACGACAAGAUCCAAGAACUCACAGGAAUGUCUGGGGCUGCGGUUCCUGCUCCGGACUACCUCUUCGAGGUCGUGUAUUGCGAUCAAAUGAAUACCAAGUUUGCCGAGACCAAGGGAGAGAGGGACCUCAUCUAUGCCUUCCACGGGAGCCGCCUGGAGAACUUCCAUUCCAUCCUGCACAACGGCCUGCACUGCCAUUUGAACAGGACGUCCCUGUUUGGUGAAGGUACCUAUCUCACCAGUGACCUGAGCCUGGCUCUCCUUUACAGCCCUCACGCUCUCGGCUGGCAGCGAAGCGCGCUGGGCUCUGUCCUUAGCUGCGUAGCUGUUUGCGAGAUCAUUGACCACCCAGAUGUAAAGUGCCAGGUGAAGAAGAAAGAUUCAGAAGAAAUAGACAGAAAAAGAGCAAGAGUGAAAAACAGCGAAGGGGGCGACGUACCACAGAAAUACUUCGUUGUCACAAACAACCAGCUUGUACGAGUCAAAUACUUGCUAGUGUAUUCACAGAAGCAGCACAGGAGGCCUUCCAGAGAAUCUUCCUGGUUUUACACCCACCGUUUUGCCGUGAUGAUGCUGCUGUACCUACUGCUGCUAAUAGCCAUAGGGGCCAGCAACUCGCCCACCUUCGUCUACUACUGGCACAGAGCGUUUCACUCGCAGAGAUGAAUCGCCCGGGGUGAUAAACUCUUCUUUUCACCACGUGCCUUAAGAACAGCCGACCUGCAACGCACUGCGUCUGUUCCAGAGCUCUGGAAAUAAAGGUGCCUGGGGCUUUCCAGUU
Messenger RNA from Eurypyga helias (sunbittern), 874 nucleotides. It is a transcript of the gene PARP16, whose product is annotated as poly (ADP-ribose) polymerase family, member 16. The record is from RefSeq and is a predicted model, not a curated record. The transcript has 5 exons. Gene Ontology annotation, biological process: endoplasmic reticulum unfolded protein response. Lineage: Eukaryota; Metazoa; Chordata; Aves; Eurypygiformes; Eurypygidae. Gene Ontology annotation, cellular component: endoplasmic reticulum tubular network; membrane; intracellular anatomical structure. The annotation marks the transcript as partial. Gene Ontology annotation, molecular function: protein serine/threonine kinase activator activity; NAD+ poly-ADP-ribosyltransferase activity; kinase binding.